GUUUAAUCCAAAGUUGGCCAGGCAUUGGCACGCACCACAGUCCACAGACACGAAUCAACUGCCCAAAAAAAAAAAACCAUUUUUCCCAUUGGAUUAUCCAGCGAGGUCACUCUAAUCUUUGAAUUCAGAAGUUUUUUGGAGUAUUGGGAUUUGGGGGCAACUUGGACAAGUGUUAGAAGGAGGAGAGAUUCCCAAAUUUCGCUUAGAAACCCAUCCAUCGCUGAUGGGUCACGAGGAUGAAUCGUGGUUUAGGUGGAAAGGGGGGCGAGAGGCUUUUAUUGAAUCAGAUUUUUGAAUUGUCAAGUUGUCAAAAGUUUCCAUCGCAGGAAACAAACAGAGACUACGCUAGAGUUUUCCAUCUAAAAGCGGGACCAAUCCGCCAUUAAUGUUGAACUCUCGACCACUCUUCUUCCUUCCCCUCUCUAUUUUGCGGGAAAGUUUCUGCUGAACUCCUCUGGGGAAGAAAACAGCACAUAUAACGAGAACCCAACGCUUGCUUUCUACGUUUCUGGCCUCCCUUCUUCCUAUAUUUUGUUUUGAUUGCUGAGACAAGAAAAGGAUCGCUAAAGCUCUGAAGGUUGGGGACUCUCUUGGCUUCUUCUAAUGGGUGCCUGCUUAAGUACCAGAGUCAAAGCUGAAAGCUCAUGUAAUACAGGGGCGAACUCUAAUGCUGUGAGCACUGAUGGGAACGAUAUCGGUAUGCCACCAACUCCGCGAACUGAAGGCGAAAUCUUGCAGUCCCCCAAUUUAAAGAGCUUCAGCUUCGCAGAGCUUAAAGCAGCCACCAGGAACUUCCGUCCCGAUAGCGUGCUAGGAGAAGGUGGUUUUGGUUCAGUCUUCAAGGGCUGGAUUGAUGAGCAUUCCUUUGCUGCAGCCAAGCCCGGCACCGGAAUGGUUAUUGCAGUCAAAAGGCUUAACCAGGAUGGAUUUCAAGGCCACAGAGAGUGGUUGGCUGAAGUAAAUUUUCUAGGCCAACUUUCUCAUUGUCACCUCGUGAGAUUGGUUGGCUAUUGCUUGGAGGAUGAGCACCGAUUGCUCGUGUAUGAAUUCAUGCCUCGAGGGAGCUUGGAAAAUCAUUUGUUUCGAAGGGGAUCCUAUUUUCAACCUCUUUCGUGGAGCCUGCGCUUGAAGGUUGCACUUGGCGCUGCAAAAGGGCUUGCCUUUCUCCACAGCGACGAAAUAAAAGUGAUCUACCGCGACUUCAAGACUUCGAACAUCCUACUUGAUUCAAAAUACAAUGGCAAACUCUCUGAUUUUGGGUUGGCCAAAGAUGGGCCAACGGGUGAUAAAAGCCACGUCUCUACUCGGGUGAUGGGGACGUACGGAUACGCAGCCCCGGAGUAUCUGGCUACAGGUCAUCUAACCACUUGGAGUGAUGUCUAUAGCUUCGGAGUUGUUCUACUAGAAAUAUUAUCGGGAAGGAGAGCAAUCGACAAGAAUCGACCCUCUAGAGAACACAACCUUGUGGAAUGGGCAAAACCGUACCUUGCAAACAAACGUAAGAUUUUUCGAGUAAUCGACAGUCGUCUUGAGGGCCAAUAUUCAUUGGAUGGAGCCUACAAGGCAUCCACCCUUGCGCUACAAUGCCUUUCCAUCCAACCCAAACUCAGACCCAACAUGAAUGAUGUUGUUAAAGAACUAGAGCAACUACAAGAUUCCAGGUACCCGACAAGCAACAGGAAUUCAGUCAAUAAUCGCCGUGCUCGUAGGCAUAGCACCGAUGAUGCCCGUAAGCCAGAUAAUGCUCAAGCUUAUCCCCGGCCUUCUGUCUCGGUUCUCUACGCAUAAGAUGGUGGUCAGGCAACUACAAGAAGACUGAGGAACUUAGCUGAUGCAAUUCAAUGUUCAGCAACUGUACAGUUUUGAUCCUGUCAUCCUUCUGUGGUGAUUCUCGGAUCGGUUCGGUUCAAGUUAUUUGAUUUCUGGUGGGUGCUACUGAAUCCGAAUAGCUAAGUAAAGUUCGAUCUCGUCGUUGCUGCUGAAGUUGAGAUGAGGAGCUAUGCACCAAGAUUUACUUGCUGCUUGAGUUUGUAUUCUGUAAAGAAUUUGUCUGAUUUUUGUGUGGGGGAAAAAUGAAGAAACUGAGAAUAGAGGGAAGCUAGAAUCUUUUAGAUGAUUGAUGAGCAAUAAAAGAAUGUAUCUGCUUUCAAAUUCGUUCAUAUAUUUUGCUAAAGUUAUUGCAGUUUUGAGC
Molecule: messenger RNA, 2191 nt
Organism: Momordica charantia (bitter melon)
Lineage: Eukaryota; Viridiplantae; Streptophyta; Magnoliopsida; Cucurbitales; Cucurbitaceae
Product: putative serine/threonine-protein kinase PBL9
Biological process (GO): protein phosphorylation
Molecular function (GO): ATP binding; protein kinase activity
Source: RefSeq, a predicted model, not a curated record